This is a messenger RNA of Trichoplusia ni (cabbage looper), 1125 nucleotides long. Its product is annotated as lipase member H-A-like. The record is from RefSeq and is a predicted model, not a curated record. Gene Ontology annotation, biological process: lipid metabolic process. Gene Ontology annotation, molecular function: lipase activity. Bases 70 to 1068 code for a protein of 332 amino acids. The transcript is spliced from 5 exons. NCBI's taxonomy places the organism in Eukaryota, Metazoa, Arthropoda, Insecta, Lepidoptera, Noctuidae.
CGAUGUGCCUAUCACACUAUAUAUAAAAAACGACAGGAAGAAAAGAGGCCAUUCUGAAACAGCUGUAACAUGAAGAUUAUUGUCGUUUUAGCAGCCUUCGUUGCCUUGUGCUCCGGCCAUGCUCUCCCCUCGGUGCCGGGAGACAACAGUCACUACGUGGAGGGUGAGAGCCGCUACAUCUGGAUGCCGGACAGUGAGGGCACACCAGUGCUGGUGGACCUUCAGGAGCCCGUCGAUGAAGCUCUAUUGAGUUCCAGAAAUGGAGCCAACAACCAAUAUUGGCUUUAUACCAGACAAAACCAGAACAACGCCCAAAUUCUUGUUCACGGAAACGCAAACUCCAUCUGGGGCUCCAACUAUCUCGGAAGCCGCCCUUUAAAAGUCAUCGUUCACGGUUGGAACAACAAUGGAAACUCUCCGAUGAACCCCACCAUCACGGCAGCUUUCCUCGCCGUUCAAGACGCUAACGUCAUCGUUGUGGACUGGCGCUCCCUCGCCAACUCAGGGUACAACACUGCUGCUGCCGGCGUCCCUGGUAUUGGUCAGCAUCUCGGCAACUUCCUCGUGUGGCUUAUCAACACCGCUGGAGGCAACUGGAAUAACGUUCACUUGGUUGGAUUCAGUUUGGGAGCUCAUGUUGUUGGUAACGCUGGACGACAAGCUGGCGGUCGACCCGGCCGUGUUACUGGUUUAGACCCCGCUGGUCCUCUGUGGGGUAAUAACGGCAACGCUUUGAACAGGAACUCUGGUCAAUACGUCGAAGCCAUCCACACUGACGGCAACAUCCUCGGUAUUAUGAAUGCAAUUGCUGACGCUGACUUCUACCCGAACGGUGGUAAAAACCCUCAGCCGGGCUGCUUGCUCAGCACGUGUUCUCAUGGGCGUGCAAAUGACUUGUUUGCCGCCACUGUUCGCCACAACCACUUAGUGGGGAGACAAUGCGCCAACAUUUGGGAAGCAGAGCUCACAACUUGUUCAGGAUCCUCUCUCCACAUGGGCAACGGAAACAUGUCCAAACGCGGAAACGGAAUCUUCGGACUGAGAACUGGCAACUCUUUUCCCUUCUAAAUGACCUAAUUAUAUAUCAUAGACUGCAUUAAAUAAUUUAUUUAUAAUGAUCUUAAA